AUGCAGGCACCGGGCCCCUCGCAGCGCUCUUUGCGACGGUCUCCAGGUGCUGAGCCUGGACCUCCUCCAAAUGUUCCUGUACGGUCCAUCUCGCCAGCUGUCGGUCUCCCAUCAAGCGUGCAGCCCCGAUCAUCAACAGCAUCGUCAAGAUCAAAUCAUUCGAGUCAUAGCAAUGAAAGAAAUAGCGGGAACCCUAAAAGGCCAGGUACCAUGCCUCAGACUUCAUCAAGUGGAAGUGCCUCCUCCGUGCCCCUAUCUCAAAUCGAAAAGAGCGUGACGCAUCUCCUCGUCGCCACGAAACAACUUCUCGAGACUUUAACACAAUGGUCGCGCGGCCAGGCCACAGACACGCAGGUGUCGGACGUCUACGUCAGGCUGGGCUAUGAGUUCAACAUGGCGUGCCGCGCCUUCACAGCCAUUAAUGUCGACACGUCCGACCUCGGAAACGUCCCCGAGCUCCUACGAAAUAUUCUUGAAGCUACGCUGAGCCAGGAGGCAAGCACCGAGAGCCUCGAGAAGUACCUUCCACGCAUAAGAGACAUCAUAAUCAAUUUGCUGCACGGCCUGAAGAGGAAACAGCAAAAAUUACGGCAAAAGUCAUCACGAGACAAGGAGAACGGCGGUGAGCCCUCACUCGGGCGCGUGACGAGCACAACCACCAAUGGAACCAACUCGGGACUGUCCAAUCUGAUAGCUGAGGGUCUGGACAAUGGCUUCCGGCCGGCUAGCCGUCUUGGACCGGAUGAGGGCCCGAGCAGGGGAAGUGGCUCUCCUCGCAGGUUUCAGUCCCAGCGAGACGAUACUCGCGUGACUGUUGCUUCCGAAAAGUCUUCUCUAUCGAGCGAUACAAUGCAGAACCUCCCAGUCGUUCCUCCGUACCCACCAGAAGAGUCCAUGCCGGCUGGCUCCCGUCCCGAGGAGCUCGAUUCGUUCCCACCGCCGCCUCCUCCACCCAAAUCGUCCACUCAAAGCGCCUUGGCGGCACUGCAGAGAGGAGGAGAUCUGGAGCGUCGAGCCUCGCGAAGAUACUCCGCCUAUCAGAUCUCGAAGCAUCUGGGCAGUGGCGCCAAUGGCGUGCCCAUGCUGCCUUCGCAGAACACACCGAUACCCAAUCGUGGGAGGGGUGAAGUGAGGGAGUCGUUGCGGGCGGUUCAAAUACGGGAAACAUUACGAAAGGACAAGAAGAGCGAAGGCUCGAGCGGCCACAAGGCCACAGCAUCCGAAUCACCAGUACGCGUGCCGAGCCGAGUCUCUGAAGAAAAGGAUGAGUCGUCAAGGCUGGAAAGCCCGGCGGCGACGCAGCCGCCUGAAGAACAAUAUAGGCCGAGUGCAACCUUGAACGGCCCCCUCCCGGACGUUGUUCCAAGUAUCGCCACGGGAGACGAGGAGACUACGGCAAAGGCCGAACCCCAGACGGAGCCGGCGCCCGUUCCGGAGAAACCCGCAACACCAACAGCGGAAAAGCAGGCCUCGAGCUUCAUGCUCGACUCGUCACCUCCGGGCACACCCUCCAAGGACCUCACGCUGUUCCUGCAGUACAAGUCCAAGGUCAAGAAAUUUGUGCUACCAGGUGGACACAGCGAGCUAUCGAUCGGGAGGUUGCAGCUCGCCUUUAUCGAAAAGUUCUCCUGGAAUACCCACGCCAACGGCGCGGAUCUACCCGAGAUUUAUAUCCAGGAUCCCGUCUCCGGGGUACGGCACGAGCUUGAGGAUUUGUCGGACAUCAAGGAUCGGACUGUGUUGGCCUUGAACGUGGAGGCGCUGGACGAGAUCAAGAAGCACGUUGACGAUGGGUUAGGCUCCAUUAAGCACCUCAUCGAGACCGUGAAGGUCAAUGUCGAUGAGCAGAGCGCGGCUCUGCAGCGGGUCUCGGAGCGUCAGUCAGAAGCUGCCAAGGAGAUUGCGCGACUCGCAGCUGCGCCUCCCACGCUGCCAUCCGACUCGCCCAGGUCUACCAGUGUUGGUCCGGGACGCAAGCUGAAGGGCGGCCAGUCAGGCGAGAUCCAAGGCCUGCGUAGAGAUCUCGCGGUGCUCCGGCAGACCUACACUAACUUCCAGGCCGAGGUGGAGGACUCGAUGAACACACUGCGCAAUAAGGCAAACUCGGUCAAGGCUGCCGCCGCCAAGGCUUCCCUUCCGGACGUCGAAGGAGGUUCCGGCUAUGCUUACGUGUCUAAGGGCCGGAAGCAGCUCAACACCGACUCGGAUCGCCUUGUCAACAAGGUCGAUGAUCUUCAGGAUCUGGUGGAGGAUCUCCGCAAGGAUGUGGUGCACCGUGGUGUGCGCCCACGUCCUCGACAGCUCGAGACUGUGGCCAAGGACAUACAGGCGGCCAUGAAGGAGCUCAAGAAGAUGGAAGAGUACAUGAAGCGCGAGAAGCCCGUGUGGACCAAGAUCUGGGAGAAGGAGCUCGAGGACGUGUGCAACGGCCGUGACGAGGUGAAGCUGAUGGAAGACCUGAUGGCCGACCUGCAGGAUGAUCUCGAGAAGGCCAGCGAGACAUUCGCCCUCGUAGAGCAGGCCACCAAGGAGCAGAUGAAGGAUGUCAAUGCCGGCAGCACCAGUCCCACUAUCACCCGCCAGUUCUCCCGAGGGCUGACCCACAUUGCCACCAACAUCAGCGUGGACCCUAGCGAAGCCAAGGAGGGGGUCUUGGGCGAGGUGCGGGCUCUGCAGCCCAACCACGAGGACCGCAUGGAGGCUAUCGAGAGGGCAGAAAAGCUCCGCCAGAAGGAGCUCGCGACACGCAGCGAGAAUCCAAUCAAGAAGGAGCUGGUCGCCUUUGUAUCAGAGGGCAAGCUCAAGAAGAGCGGCGGUUUCGAAGAGGUCGAGAGGACCCGCAAGGCAAAGGACGACAUGAUCCGGAAGCAAGUCUGGGAGAGAAUGAACGGGGUCGCGGCUGACGAUGUCGGCGGCGAGGGAGAAUACCCCGAGGCAGACGAUUUUGACGAUGCCGAGAUGGCAGAGGAGGAUGAGGAAGGAGAAGAAGGUGUGGAAGGGGAGACGGCCGUCGAGGACGCCGAGGAGCCCGAGGCGCACGCUGAAGGAGAGGCUGAGGAGAAACCAGCUGCUUGA
Molecule: messenger RNA, 3075 nt
Organism: Cryphonectria parasitica EP155
Lineage: Eukaryota; Fungi; Ascomycota; Sordariomycetes; Diaporthales; Cryphonectriaceae
Exons: 2
Coding region: 1-3075 (1024 amino acids)
Biological process (GO): establishment of cell polarity
Cellular component (GO): cell tip; cytoplasm
Molecular function (GO): cytoskeletal regulatory protein binding
Source: RefSeq, a predicted model, not a curated record